UCGGACGCGGCCCCGCCCUCCCCAGCUGUGCACCUCGGCCCAGCUGUGCGCGCACGUCGGGACUCCCAGCCAUGUCCGCGGAGAGAGAGGCAGCGGAGGCCGCCACCGCGGUGGCAACGGCUGAGCCCGGGCGGGUGGAAGACGCCUCUGCGCCGCCCCCCAAAGCCGAGGCCGCCGCCGACGCGCCGCCGCCCCCGGCCUCCGGGGAGGCCGCCGCCCCCGCGUCGCCGCCGCUGCGCUGCCUGGUGCUCACCGGCUUCGGCGGCUACGACAAGGUGAAGCUGCAGAGCCGGCCGGCCGCGCCCCCGGCCCCCGGGCCCGGCCAGCUGACGCUGCGCGUCCGGGCCUGCGGGCUCAACUUCGCCGACCUGAUGGCCCGGCAGGGGCUGUACGACCGGCUGCCGCCGCUGCCCAUCACUCCGGGCAUGGAGGGCGCGGGCGUCGUGAUCGCCGUGGGCGAGGGGGUGGACGACCGCAAGGUAGGGGACCGGGUGAUGGUGUUGAUCCGGUCGGGCAUGUGGCAGGAGGAGGUGACUGUGCCCUCAGCCCAGACCUUCCUGAUGCCGGAGGCCAUGACCUUUGAGGAAGCUGCUGCCUUGCUGGUCAAUUAUGUCACAGCUUACAUGGUCCUUUUUGACUUCGGCAACCUUCGGCCUGGCCACAGCGUCUUAGUACACAUGGCUGCAGGGGGUGUGGGAAUGGCCGCUGUGCAGCUGUGCCGUACAGUGGAGAAUGUGACGGUGUUCGGAACGGCCUCAGCCAGCAAGCAUGAGGUGCUGAAGGAGAACGGGGUCACACACCCCAUCGACUACCAUACAACUGACUAUGUGGAUGAGAUCAAGAAGAUCUCCCCCAAAGGAGUGGACAUCGUCAUGGACCCUCUGGGUGGCUCAGAUACUGCCAAGGGCUACAACCUCCUCAAACCCAUGGGCAAAGUAGUGACCUAUGGAAUGGCCAAUCUGCUGACGGGCCCCAAGAGGAACCUCAUGGCGCUGGCCCGUACGUGGUGGAAUCAGUUCAGCGUGACAGCCUUGCAGCUGUUGCCAGCUAACCGCGCUGUGUGUGGCUUCCACUUGGGCUACCUGGAGGGCGAGGUGGAGCUGGUCAGUGGCGUGGUGGCCCGCCUCCUGACUCUCUAUAACCAGGGCCACAUCAAACCCCACAUUGACUCCGUGUGGCCCUUCGAGAAGGUGGUGGAUGCCAUGAGGCAGAUGCAGGAGAAGAAGAACGUGGGCAAAGUCCUCCUGGUGCCUGGGCCAGAGAAGGAGAACUAGGAUGGGGCCUAGGAGACCUUUGGGACCUGGGGAGGGAGAAGCUGGGAAGCCGUGUGCUGGGGGCCACCAGACACUUGCAUUUCAUCCUCUAUGGUGAUGCUCUGCCCUCUCUCCCGCCCACCCCAAGGUCUCCGUGGUAAUCACUCCCCUACCCUGUUCUUUCUCUUUAGUCAGGGCUGCCCCCUCUCCCCUUCCUGCCCUCUUAAGAGGUUGGGAAGUGACCACUUGGAUGUCUGGGCCCUGCCAAGGGGACAGGGAGGGACAGAGGGAGGCCGCUGCUUCCUGCCCCCACCCUUUCCCCAGGCCUGCUGUGCUGCUUUUGUGCCAAGGUUAGCCAGUCCCUCCCCGUCCUGUUCUGUGUGCUUCCGCCUCUGCCCCAUCUCCCCUCCUGCCCCUGCCCCACCACCUCCCCAAAGAAUUGAAAUGUCAGCUCAGGAUGUGGGGCCAAUCUGUGUGAGUCCUGCAUGUGCCUGUCUUGCCCUAGUGUCCCUUCAACCCAGGUCGACCAGCACCCACCUCUGAACUCUUGUUGCCUCGUUGCAUGGCCUCGUCUUCUAUCCCCAACUUCUUAAGCACAAUUGGGCUUCUUCCACCUCUGGAUUUCCUGCCACUCUUAACCAAGGUUGCCUCUUACAGCAAGGGUGGGAAUCAGACCUGCUCCCCUGAGGUCAUGAUUCUGUGGGAGGAACACAGACACCCCUCCCCUUCACUGAGUUCUCUGGAUUUGUUCUCAGUGCCUUACCAGCGGAAAACCUGUGCUUGUGUAUGUGGGGGUUCCCUGCCUCGUACCUCCUCCUCCACCUCUGUAUGCCCCAGUGCCUUCCUUGUUCUGGUGGGGCUGGGGCUUUGCUGCUCCCCAGUCCCACAACACUGCCAAAAUUCUGAGUGUGUGCCAAUGGGUGGGGGCCAGCCCCUGGCCCUCUGGGGUCUGUGCCAUGUCCUGUCUCUGGGGCUGUCAUUUCUCUAUGGGGUUGGAGAGAAAGAGGCUGGGGGAGCUUUCUCAGCCUUGCAGAUAAGUGUGGCUUUUACCAACCAGAGCUAUGAGAGGCAGUGCUGUCUGUUUUUGUUUUGGGACCAAAGUAAAACUCAAAGCACAUUCCCCGUGUAGUCAAGGGAGGCCCACUGCCUUCUUAGAGCAGGAAGGUGGCUUUUCAAACUCAGCCCCAAACUUUGUUUACAUGGGUGGGGAGAUGGAGCAGGGCAGUAAGGGGGUGGGGUUGUUUAGGACCUGGGCUGCUGGAACCAAAGUGGAGGCUUCCUGGGGUAGGGGAGAGACUCCCUCUGCUCUUUGAGCUGGAAUUAGGGAGAGGUAUUGCCCCAGCAAUUGCCAGUGGGAGGCAGGGGGAGGGGCACAACCUCUUCAUUUUCUAAAUGAGGCCUGAACAGCUGAGGUUUGAUUUCUGCUUUUGUGUACCCCACCCCAUUACCGGAGCUGCCUUUGUGUUUGUGUCAAUAAAAAGCCAAACCCUGGGUCCUGCCUGUUACCUAAGUGUUGGGGAAGGUGAGCGCUCCUAAAAGGCCAGCGCUGAUAGUGGAAGCUUAGGGUUUCUUCCCAACCCCCAGCCACCUUCCCUGCCCAGUUGUUUCCUUUCAUGAAAUGAAAUGAGGAAGACGAUCAUGCCAUGUGGGCACUUUUACUGUUCAGCAUUUCACAACUCAUAAUCCCUGCUCACAGUCGACCAGCAAGAUCUCCCUGGUACAUGGGCACCCAACCGCAGCCCCUUGUGAGAAGCUCGGCAGGGGGGUGGGGGUGAUGAGAAGGGCAACUUCUAGUCCGACUAGG
Molecule: messenger RNA, 3057 nt
Organism: Talpa occidentalis (Iberian mole)
Lineage: Eukaryota; Metazoa; Chordata; Mammalia; Eulipotyphla; Talpidae
Gene: VAT1
Product: vesicle amine transport 1
Exons: 6
Coding region: 72-1274 (400 amino acids)
Molecular function (GO): zinc ion binding; oxidoreductase activity
Source: RefSeq, a predicted model, not a curated record